UGAGCCGGUGCCGCCUCCAGGAGACACUGACAGCCGCGGCAGCUGUGCGCCGAGUGAGGCGGGGGCGCUGCGCCCGCAGCUGGGCAGCGGGCGGAGGCGCCUUCAUCCACCACCCAGGAGAUGGUCAAGGCUGCAAAGGGAACGUCUGCCUGAGAUUUGAAACCGAGACAAGGGUAAUUGGCUCUAAAUGAGAAUAUGGCCAAUGGCAUUGAAGAUCUUAUUGGGAUCCCAUUCCCAAACCACAGCAGUGAAGUCCUUUGCGGUUUAAAUGAACAGCGGCAUGAUGGUCUACUCUGUGAUGUCAUCCUCAUUGUCCAGGACCAGGAGUAUAGGACCCACAGGUCUGUUCUUGCAGCCUGCAGCAAGUACUUUAAAAAACUCUUCACUACUGGCACUUUAACAGACCAGCCCUAUGUUUACGAGAUUGACUUUGUCAAGCCUGAAGCACUUUCUGCUAUCCUAGAGUUUGCCUAUACUUCAACCCUUACCAUCACCACCUCCAACGUCAAGCACAUCCUCAACGCAGCCAAGAUGCUGGAGAUCCAGUGUAUUAUCAAUGUAUGCCUUGAAAUCAUGGAGCCUGACAGAGAAGCUGAAGAGGAAGAUGAUAAAGAGGAUGAAGAGGACGAUGAUGACGAAGAAGAUGAGGAUGACGAAGAGGAGGAGGAGGAGGAAGAAGUGGAAGAUUUUGUGAAUCAGGAGAACCUCACGGAUGUCCAAGAAGUAAGCUGUCACCAAAGCCCUUCAAAGUCUGACCUUACUGAAGAAACAUAUACAGAAGGACCUAGAGACUUCCCACAUCAUUACCCAGCCCAUAGCUCUGCCGGCCACUUGGGCAUGAUACGAGACUUUUCCAUCGAGUCAUUACUAAGGGAAAAUUUGUACCCUAAAACGAACAUUCCAGAAAGGAGGCCAGCCCUAUCUCCCUUCACACCAGACUUCUUUCCCCACCUGUGGCAUGGAAAUUUCAGUUCCUUUUCCCAGCUAGAAGAGCAGCAAGUGGACAAUGGCCCUUUGGACCUGGUGAUCAAAAAGAGGAAGAUUAAGGAGGAGGAGAAGGAGGAGCUCCCUCCGGCUCCUUUCCCUAAUGACUUCUUCAAGGACAUGUUUGCUGGCAAUCCAGGAGGUCACUUAGGGCACAUUAAGGCAGAGAACGACUAUAGCGCUUAUCUCAACUUUCUAAGUGCCACCCACCUGGGAGGAGUGUUUCCUCCAUGGCCCCUGGAGGAAGAAAGGAAGAUAAAGCCCAAGGCAUCUCAGCAGUGUCCGAUCUGUAACAAAGUCAUCAUGGGGGCAGGGAAGCUGCCACGGCACAUGAGAACCCACACAGGAGAAAAGCCAUACAUGUGCACUAUCUGUGAAGUUCGCUUUACCAGGCAGGACAAGCUAAAAAUCCACAUGCGGAAACACACAGGAGAAAGGCCAUACCUCUGCAUACACUGCAAUGCCAAAUUCGUGCACAACUACGACCUAAAGAACCACAUGCGCAUUCACACGGGUGUCCGGCCUUACCAGUGUGAAUUCUGCUACAAGAGCUUCACUCGCUCCGACCACCUCCACCGCCAUAUCAAGCGGCAGAGCUGUCGAAUAUCAAGGCCCAGGAGGGGGCGCAAGCCCGCAGCCUGGAGGGCGGCCAGCUUGCUGUUUGCACAGAAUGGCCAGCCAGAUGAAAAAGGCUUCAUGAUGCCUCCAACUCUGGAGGAGAUGAGCAGCCAUCUUGGCACCACGGCCAUGUGCCUUCCAGGCCCCAGCCACAAGCACUUCAUGAGUGGGGCCAAGAAUGCUCUAAACCUGCAAGAUCUAGAGAGCCAGUUUGAAGAAACCCAAAUGAAGCUGUUUGGGAGGACACAUCUGGACAUGGAAAGGAAUGGGGGCAUCUUUGCCUUUGCCCUGGGCCAUAACGAGAACAUCUCUGCACGGCCAUACUUCCCUCUCCCUGACCCUUGGAGCACAGGAUUCAAUGGACUGCCCGGACUAAACCAUGUGGCUCCAAUUUCUGAGGCUAGCAACUAAACCAGUUCUACCCAUGUAUUGGGUGUGGUACGUUCCAUACCAUUCUUAAAGAGUGAACAACUCUCUCUGAUUCUCACCUGCUGUCUCCCAUCAUCUCACUCCAAAGAAACAAUUGGUCUCCCAUGUGAAUCUAGACUGUGCCGUAGGAUGGUAGGCGGAGCCACACCCGAACAGACAACGGACAUUCUUCUGAAUGAGGUGCUGCUGUUGAUAUUAUUCUGUGAUUGUACUAGGAAAUGUAGGUUGAGUUUGUCUGUGACUCCAUCAGCACAGUCUGCUAGGGGUGUCCUUUUAGACCAUUUGUAGGACGCUUGGCAUAAGAGCUGACAAGCUUGUCUCCUCCCAACCUGCCCUUGGUUCUUGGAAUCCAAUUUUGAGGGAGUGGGAAGGGUCAAGCUCCAGGAUGCAGGUGGCUGGUCUUUUGAAUGCUUCUGAAAACAUCAUUUGCCUCAGUUUGGAGGUCAAGACAGUGCUUCGGAAGGAGAUUUCCAUUGCUCUCCAUUCGUGAUACCAGAUGGUCAGCUGGACAUCAGUGAAGAUGGCAAACCAUUUUUUGGCCACUUCUAAAUUCCUUGUUUUUUUUAACCCCAUAAUCAAAUGACAAAAACAGUCUGAAAGGGCCUCGACAUGGGUCAGAUUCUUAGCUGGUGCAAAUGAAUGCCCCUCUGUGAAGCUGUGCUGAUUUAUUGCAGCUGAGGAUCUGGCCUAGGGUCAUUACCAAUUACUAGCAAAUAUGUCACAUGUCAGAAUCCCUUGCCGAAAUUCUGAGCAUACAAAGACCCUGCUGUACAGGAGCAUCUGGGAAAAGGAUUCGGAUAUUGCUCAGGGGAUCCUGAUUGAAAAUUAUUAUACUAAAGAGUCCACAAAACAAGACUGUCACUGAGUGCCAGUAGAAAUCAUUCUUCAGCAUUUGUCAGCUCAGAAAUAUAGGGCUUACAACAUAAAAUAUGAGAUACUCCACUGAAAGAAGGCAUUGGUAGCAAUGUGCUUCUAGUUUCCACUUUUAAACAGUGGUGGUAACUUUUUAACAAACAGUCUACUGAGGUGACCUGCAGUUAGUUUGAUGCCAAUACAGAGACUGGUUUUAAGUUUAAUCAAGGCUCAAAAAUGUAAAUUUUAAAAACUAUGGCGUGCACGCUCUUCUUUUUACUGUUAUCUUUCGGUUUCAGCAGAAUCAAAGGGAACCAGAGGACCAUAGUUUCUUUUUUUUUAAUUUCAGUUCAUCUAUUAAAGGUGCUGCUCUUCAGUCACAAUUCAAGGAGGGUCACUCUGCUGGAGCACUGACGUUGCUACGUGCACGGGACAAAAUGAGAACCCUCUUCGAAGUCGCUCUCACAUAUGAUUCCCUUUGUCAAGAAGCACUUCGAGCAUAAAUAAUUCCUUUCUGCUUUGAGAACACAUUUAAAAGAAUGAUCCUGAUGAACUGCCUGAGACUAUCUUCCCCCCGCCCUCCAAAAUUAAAUGCACAGAGACCCUGUGUGCCAUGAACAGUGGGAACUGGAAAGAAAACUUUUUAAAACUGCAUCAAACUUUUUUUUGUAUAUGUACCAACUUCUUAUACAAACUACAUUUUACAGACAACUGGUUAUUUCAGGUGUUUUUGUCUACGAUUUGGAGUCAUGUAAAGUAUCCAAAGAUGCUGAGUACUGUAUAAUCUACGAGAACUUGAAGCAAGGUGUGUUUUUGGUUUUAAUUUUGUUUUUGGUUUUUAAUUUUUUUUUUCCUGUUUGUCUGUGGGGAAAAAAACUUUGGAAGUUUUCUAUUUAUAACUAUUUUUAUGUGAUUGCUUUAUGUACAAAAAAAAAAGAAAGGAAAAAAAUACACACAAACAAGUUUGCCUUAGUUAAUCAUGGGACAAUCAUCCUUAACUUUAGUUGAACCUAUAGAUUUUUUUAAAACGACAGGCUACUUUUACAUAUUUAUUAAACAGUAUUAAUUGAGUCUCUUAAAUUCUGAACAGGACUUGGUUCUUGAGUGUGUGGCAAACAUUGGAAAGCCAAACUGUUCCAGAAGUCCAACCAAUGACAAAUUUUUACUGCAACAUUUAAAUGCCAAUUUGUUUGCAGAAUAUACAAAUUUGGCGGCUUCCAAAGGCUUUUUGUAAAAUAUUCACUCCUUUAUUUAAUUGUCUAGCUGCAAUGUUUAUGGUUAACGGAAACCAUUGUUAUUAUUAUUACAAUAAGAAGUUAAGGCUGAUUUUCCCUGAAUGAGCUCUUUUUGGUUGUAUGUAGCUGGCUGAGAUCAUUUCAUGGUGGAAGGAAUAUAACAGACUCUAUUUCUGCCUUGCAGUUUCUUUACAUUUCAAUGUUGUGCGGUGAUGUUGGGCCACAGGUAUAUAUACAGGUGUUCAUGUGUGUGUGAAACAUUGGAGGGCGCAUCUCACCGUGCCUUCUCCAUGACCCUGCCAUAACUCAGCCUUGCUCUCCUAAUCAUGAACUGCAUGUCAACCGUGACUGUCAAUGAGGUUCUUUUCAGCUGCUCCCUGGGAGUCUGA
Molecule: messenger RNA, 4507 nt
Organism: Trachemys scripta elegans
Lineage: Eukaryota; Metazoa; Chordata; Testudines; Emydidae
Gene: ZBTB7C
Product: zinc finger and BTB domain containing 7C
Exons: 4
Coding region: 196-2013 (605 amino acids)
Biological process (GO): regulation of transcription by RNA polymerase II
Molecular function (GO): RNA polymerase II cis-regulatory region sequence-specific DNA binding; DNA-binding transcription factor activity, RNA polymerase II-specific; protein binding
Source: RefSeq, a predicted model, not a curated record